GGGAGAUUUGACAAUUCGAAGAAGCCCCGCCCCAGGUGUCAGGGGAGCGGAGGAGACGAGAAGAAGUCAUUAUUAGAAAACGAAACCUAAGGUUCUUGAGAAGAAAACCGACGUGGAAGCAAUUCUCUCGUUAUAAAUAAAACUAAAACGAAUUUAGGAACAAAUACUCGGACAGACAGAAACCACAACAAGGAAUGGCCGCUGCUAACGCUUGCUGGUCUGGAGAGAACUUUUCAUGUUCCAUCUGUCUGGAUGAGUUCAGAAGCCCAGUUUCCACACCAUGUGGACACAACUUCUGCAGAACCUGUAUUACAAAGUUCUGGGAUGACCAAGUCCAGUACAAAUGUCCUUUAUGCAACGAGCUUUUCCACACUAGACCCGGUUUACGGGUCAAUACCCUCUUAUCAGAGUUGGCAGCUCAGAUUAAAACGUCUGUUCGAGUAAUAGAGAAGCCUUUUGUUGAUUCAGCAGAAGUUCCCUGUGACGUCUGUACUGGGACCCAGCUGAAGGCCGUGAAGUCCUGCCUAAUGUGUUUAAUCUCUUACUGUCAAACCCACCUCGAGCCACAUCAGAGAGUUGCAGGCCUGAAGAAACAUGUACUAGUCGAGCCUAUGGACCGCCUGGAAGACCGGAUGUGCAGGAAACACGACCGACUUCUGGAGCUCUUCUGCCAGACCGAACAGGUGUGUGUGUGUCAGUUCUGCACAGAGGCAGACCACAGGUCCCAUCGUGUUGUUCCUCUGAGGGAGGAAUAUGAAGUGAGGACGGCCCAGCUGGGGAAGAUAGAGGCUGAAGUUCCGCAGAUGAUCCAGGAGAGAAAACAAAGGAUUAAAGAGAUCAAAGACGAAGUAGAGUUGGGUAAAAAAGACGCAGACAGAGAGAUAGCCGAUGGUAUUCAGGUCAUGACAGAUCUGAUGCGCUGCAUUGAAAAGUGGCAGGAUGAUUUCAACACAACGGUUCAGGAGAAACUGAAAAUCACCGAGAAACGAUUUGAAGACCUCAUCAAAGAGCUGGAGCAGGAAAUAGAAGAUCUGACCAACAGAAGCGCCGAAGUGAGGCAGCUCUCACACACUAAAGACCACCUCUACUUCCUCCAGGCCUUCAGACCCCUGAUGAAUCCUCCACCCACCAGGGACUGGACGACGGUGGUCUGUCCUCCGUCAUACGAAGGGACCUUGAGGAGAUCCCUGGAUCAGCUGGAGGAGACACUGAACAUAGAGAUGAAGAAGCGGUGUGAUGCUGCUGAACUGAAGAGGGUCCAGCAGUAUGAAGUAGAUGUGACUCUGGAUCCUGAUACAGCUUAUCCCGGUCUCAUCCUGUCUGCGGAUGGGAAACAAGUACAUGAUGGAGGUGUAAGGAAGAAACUCCAAAACAACCCUAAGAGAUUCACAUAUUAUCCCCGUGUUCUCACGAGGCAGAGCUUCUCCUCUGGGAGGUUUUACUUUGAGGUCCAGGUGAGAGACAAGACUGCAUGGCGUUUAGGAGUGGCCAGAGAGUCCAUCGACAGAAAAUGUGCCAUCAAAGUGACCCCUGAGAUGAGUUACUGGACUCUUCACUCCUACGGCGAUGAGAUGGUGUUCAACGACGACCCUGAUGUUCAUCGCCCUCUGAGAGCUGAGCUCCAGAAGGUAGGGGUGUUUGUGGAUUAUGAUCAGGGCGUGGUAUCCUUCUAUGAUGUGGAGGCCAGGGUUAAUCUCUGCUCCGCUAUUGGCUGCACCUUUAGGGAGCCUCUCUAUCCAAUGCUCAGUCCAGGUUUAAUUGAAGGAGGUGCAAACUCCGCCCCCCUGAUCAUCUCACCCGUCAAUCAAACAGACUAGGAUAAUAAAAUGAAGAAGCAACCGCAUGACGAAGGUUGUUUCCUGAAGGAGAAUGUCUUCUGUGUAAGAUCUGAAAGAAAUGAUCGUUCUUCUGUUAAUUAACUAAUUAAUCAAGAAAAUAACAUAUUAUGAAACAUAACCCAUUAUAAAGGAUCAGAUAACACUAUGUUCAACGUUUUCUUUCAAGUUAAAUCCUAUGCUAUAAUUGUAAACGAUUUCAAUUAUGUAGAAUAUGUUGGGAGGAACAAUUUUCAUAACAUAAUAAUCUUUUUUUAAAUACUAGUUUAUACUUCUGAAUAACGAAUUAAAUGUUUGUAAACUUUUCUGAUUCAAUUCAAUAAAUUGCAAAAAGAAUGCACCUUCUCAUUGGAAUAGUUGCGUUGUGAGUACUGCAUAAUGUUUUCAGCAGAAUAGGUACUUCCUCACUACAAUGUGUGAGCAGCAGAAUAGGUACUUGGUCGACUUGCUUCAGUGUCCAAUGUCAACAAUAACAACAGAAAACCAAUCAAAAAAGAGUCUUGUACAUGAAGGCACCUCCUAGCUAUCCCUGAAAUCCCUCAAUCUGUGCUCUACUAACCUGGCCUAUUCAGUUGUGACUUCUAAUCGCCAGUAGGUGGCAAUGUUGGUCUACGUGACUGUUCUCCCUGCAGAUUCCUGUCGUUAUUCGUCUCCGACCGAUUAUUGAGAUUGAAAUCUUUAAUUAAUGGGUUGCAUCGUCUCCGACCGGACAAUGUUCAAAUAUAAUCUUCUAUGAUUCAAACAGUAGGCCUAUACAAUCUCAUUGCAAAAAAUAUUUAAGAUGUAUGCAUUUUAAUAUAGCCAACGUUUUUAUGUUUAAUUAAGGAAGAUAAAACACCUGCUAUCCUAGAACACUACCUUAGCUAAUUUGAUAGUAGACAGUAAAGCCAUGCAUUCACGCACAGAUGUGCCUGUCAACUACGCUGGUCCAAACUAGAACCAGUUGACUAGGUUAACAGGUGAUAGCCUGGAAGUCUCAAACAAACUGUUCUUCUUACACUCUGUGCUAGUCUGAAAGUCAGCCAAUGACCUCGGGCUCCAUAUUUUGAGUGACAAGUGACAAGUGUCAAAAUGCAUACAGUAAAUGUUCCAUGUGAGUAAUGCGCUAACGUAACCGUGGUGACGGCGAAGUGGAAAAUGUGAUUCGGAUGGCAGGUUUUUUAGAGAUUGCCAUUCUGGAAAAUCCUGUUUUCCUAACCUGGACAUUUUCUGCCACGCUAUGGAUUUACCAACUGAUGAAAGAUAUACUCGGUAACACACACACACACACACACACACACACACACACACACACACACACACACACACACACACAUACACACACACACACACACACACACACACACACACACACACACACACACACACACACACACACACACACACAGGGACUCAGACUCC
Gadus chalcogrammus (walleye pollock) is the source of this 3236-nucleotide messenger RNA. RefSeq names its product E3 ubiquitin-protein ligase TRIM39-like. The coding region runs from base 195 to 1817 and encodes 540 amino acids. The record is from RefSeq and is a predicted model, not a curated record. Lineage: Eukaryota; Metazoa; Chordata; Actinopteri; Gadiformes; Gadidae. The transcript has 2 exons. Gene Ontology annotation, molecular function: protein binding; zinc ion binding.